Neurospora tetrasperma FGSC 2508 is the source of this 939-nucleotide messenger RNA. RefSeq lists its product as uncharacterized. NCBI's taxonomy places the organism in Eukaryota, Fungi, Ascomycota, Sordariomycetes, Sordariales, Sordariaceae. The transcript has 2 exons. The record is from RefSeq and is a predicted model, not a curated record. The annotation marks the transcript as partial.
UGGUGCGCACUAAGCUACGUCUGGGGCGGCGACCAGCCCGUCAAGACGACCAAGGAAACGCUAGCAGCCCACUACGACGGGAUUCCCUUUGACGCGCUUCCCAAAACCAUCCAGGACGCCGUGCGCGUGUGUCGCGGCCUGGCCAUUCCCUACCUGUGGAUCGACGCCCUCUGCAUCAUCCAGGGUGAUGAGCAGGACCUCCGGAGGGAGCUCGGCAAGAUGCCCGAGAUCUACCAGCAUGCUACCGUCACGAUCAGUGCAGCGUGGUCGACAAAGGCUGAUGACGGGUUCCUUUACCGUCGCGGAUACUGGUAUCAGUUUUGCCCGCCGAUCAAGCUGCAGGAGAAGGAGAAGCGCGCGAAGACGACGAUGGAGGGAUACGCCUACGAGAAACGGGUCUGGGAAAGCGACCCCAUCAAUUCGAGAGCGUGGACGUACCAGGAGUACGCCCUCUCCCAGCGGGUGUUGCUCUACCGCAGCACCUUGCUCGAGUGGAGCUGCAGGACGGUUUCCGACUCUUACGGUUUGCUUGAGCCGAGUACUUUGGCAGGCAAAGCCGAUCAUCAUUAUCAGCCAGAUCUGCAGCUCGAUCCCGAUCCCGAACCUUUCUUUGCGCUCUCGUCGUCCCAUCAGUCAUGGUCCGACAUCGUAAUGGAAUACUCCUCCCGUCAUCUCUCCUUUGCCUCCGACAAGCUGCGCGCCCUGUCCGCCAUCGCCCAGGUAUAUCAUCGAGAAACGGGCAAGGAAUAUCUAGCCGGAUUGUGGAGGGAGGACCUCCCCCUGGCGCUUUGUUGGUUUGCGAUGCCGCAGACGAGUUAUAAUAGUACUACGAAUGCAAGUGAGAAUGAUAACCUCGACAGCGAACCUUCCCCCGAAAAAAUCCUCCAAAAACGGCCAACAGGUAAUCGAGGCCCCUCCUGGUCUUGGGCGUCCAUCGAC